Messenger RNA from Striga hermonthica, 867 nucleotides. The record is from the annotation of a GenBank genome assembly. Lineage: Eukaryota; Viridiplantae; Streptophyta; Magnoliopsida; Lamiales; Orobanchaceae.
AUGCUGCCAUUUGAGACCCUUCAAGAAGCAGAGCUUUUUCUGGGCAGAAAUUUGACAUUUGCAGAGGAGUUAUGGUUCAAAUACUCUGCCCAAAAAUCGGAUUAUUUUCUGUACUGCCACAACACGAUUUUCCUCUUCAUUUUCUACACGGUGCUGCCAUUGCCGUACGUGGCUUUGGAGCUCACGCGAUCCCGAAGGAUCGAUAGGUACAAAAUCCAGCCCAAGACGAAGAACUCGCUUUCGGACAUGCUCGAUUGCUACGUAAAAGUUCUCAAGACGUUUGUCGUUGCUGUUGUGCCCCUGCAAAUCUUUUCUUUUCCCGUCAUUCAGAUGAUUGGAAUCAGAACAAGUUUGCCACUACCGUCGGGCUCCGAGCUUUUCUGGCAAAUAUUGACAUACUUUUUAGUCGAGGACUACGCGAAUUAUUGGAUGCACAGAUUUCUACAUCAGAAAUGGGGCUACGAAAAUAUCCACCGGGUCCACCACGAGUACACGGCCCCAAUCGGGUUUGCAGCCCCUUACGCUCAUUGGGCCGAGGUCAUAACCCUUGGCUUGGCCUCAUUUCUUGGCCCAGUUAUUGCUCCGGGGCAUAUGGUCACCUUCUGGCUAUGGAUGAUUGUGAGGCAAAUGGAAGCCGUCGAGACUCACAGUGGGUAUGACUUCCCGUGGAGUCCUUUGAAGUACAUCCCGUUUUACGGUGGGGCCGUUUUCCAUGACUACCAUCACUACGUGGGAGGGAAAAGCCAAAGUAACUUCGCAUCGGUUUUCACAUACUGUGAUUACAUCUAUGGGACCGACAAGGGAUAUCGGUACAAGAAAGACGUUUUCGACAAGACAAGGGAAAAAACCGAACCGAAGCAAGAGUGA